This is a messenger RNA of Pollicipes pollicipes, 930 nucleotides long. RefSeq lists its product as uncharacterized. Lineage: Eukaryota; Metazoa; Arthropoda; Thecostraca; Pollicipedomorpha; Pollicipedidae. The record is from RefSeq and is a predicted model, not a curated record. The transcript has 8 exons. The coding region runs from base 1 to 930 and encodes 309 amino acids.
AUGGGUCGCAACGUUGUGCUGUCGGCCGGCUCUACGCUGCUCGGAGUGGUAGCGUUCGCGGUCGGCGUCGUCGCGGUGGCCACCCCGUACUGGGCGACAUUCGAGGACUUUAUAGGUGGCUCUGAGACUCUGCCCAAAUAUGGCAACGGGAGCCGUGUGAUUCUGGUCGACGAGUGCCAGACGGGUCUGGGAAACUGCUGCGGACAGUACACGACGGCGGCGGGCGUGUGCGGCGUGAUAGCUGUGAUGGUGACGGUCCUGCUGUGCGUGACGUCACCGAUGGUGCUGGCGAUGCGCGUGACGCGCCGCCAGGUGUUCGUCAAGUUCCGCACGGCCGUGCUGGCCAAGCUGGUCAUCAGUUGUCUCGGAGUGACCAGCUGCGUCCUCUCGCUGAUCCUGUUCGGCAUUGACCUGGACGCCCGCAAGCUGGGGGAGGAGACCGGAUACUACGUCACGAGAGCUUGGUCCUUCUACCUGCUGGUGCUCUUCCUCGGCCUCUGCGUGACGCUGUGCGCGUUCGCCGCCGCCGAGUUCGUGCUGGCCCGCCGUCUGGGCGGUGACCCGGUCAAGAUGGCGCGCGACCCAAGCGGCACGCUGGCGCCCGUCAUCUCCAACCCGGCGGCGCGCGAGACGCGGCUCGCCUCGCCCACCGCCAACGGCGUGACAGUGAUCGUGGCGCAGCAGCCGCGCCACGUGCAUCUGAAGAAGAAGCGCGUGGAGAAGCGCGAGAGCUCGGACGAGUCGAUCGACUCGGGCGUCAUCAUCAUCGGCAACCCGACGCCUGGCUCGCCGGCGCCCGGCCGCAGCAAGAAGGUCAUCGUCGUCCUCAGAACCUGUCAGAAGCGGUCCUCGGACGCCCGUCAGCGUUCGAUGACCGACCCGCGGGCGCUGGGCAUGACCGGCGGCAAGAUCGUCAGCGCCAGCCGAUGA